AUGUCGACCGAAGAAAUCGAGGAUAUCUUCCUCGACCUCACCCAAAAGUUCGGUUUCCAGCGGGACUCUAUGCGAAACAUGUUCGACUUCCUGAUGCAGCAGCUCGAUUCCCGCGCUUCUCGUAUGACACCCAACCACGCUUUGCUUACUCUCCACGCGGACUACAUCGGCGGACAACACGCCAACUACCGUAAAUGGUAUUUCGCCGCCCAGCUCAACCUAGACGAUGCCGUCGGACAGGUCAACAACCCCGGUUUGCAACGUCUGAAGUCCGUCGGCGGCAAGGGUGUCAAGACGGCAGGCUCCAAAUCGCUUGACAGUGCGCUCAACCGUUGGCGGAACGCCAUGAACAGCAUGUCGCAGUACGAUCGCCUGCGUCAGAUUGCGCUGUAUCUGCUCUGCUGGGGUGAAGCCGGAAACGUUCGCUUCGUGCCCGAGACGCUUUGCUUCAUCUUCAAGUGCGCCGACGACUACUACCGGAGUCCCGAGUGCCAAAACCGCGUCGAUCCCGUCCCCGAGGGCGUCUAUCUCGAUACGGUCAUCAAACCGCUGUGGCGCUUCAUGCGGGAUCAGGGCUACGAGGUUGGCGAGGGUGGCAAGUUCGUCCGGCGUGAGAAGGACCACGCCGAGAUCAUCGGUUACGACGACAUCAACCAGCUCUUCUGGUAUCCGGAAGGCUUGGCUCGCAUCGUGCUCCGGGACGGUACCCGCCUUGUGGACGCGGCCCCUGCUCAGCGGUUCACGAAGUUCAGUAAGAUCGACUGGAACAAGGUCUUCUUCAAGACCUACUACGAAAAGCGGUCCGUCGCCCACCUGAUCGUGAACUUCAACCGUGUCUGGAUCUUGCACAUUGCGGUGUACUGGUUCUACACGGCCUUCAACUCGCCGAAGGUGUAUGCGCCAGCGAACAAGCAGUUCCCGUCUGCUCCGAUGACUUGGUCGGCAACCGCCUUGGGCGGCGCGGUAGCCACGCUCAUCAUGAUUGUCGCAACGUGCGCGGAGUACAUGUACCUCCCGACGACCUGGCAUAACGCCUCGCAUCUCACCACCCGCCUUUUCUUCCUGCUCAUCGUCUUAGCUCUCACGGGCGGUCCGACUAUCUACCUUGCUAUCAUCGACGGCCGGCCAACAACGAACAAUGUCCCGCUGAUCAUCGGUGUUGUCCAAUUCGGUAUAUCCGUCGUAGCGACCCUCGUGUUCGGUAUCGUCCCCUCCGGUCGGAUGUUCGGGGAUCGUGUAGCCGGAAAGUCGAGGAAGUACUUGGCCUCGCAAACGUUCACGGCAUCGUACCCUGCGCUCGCGCGCUCGCCCCGCACCGCGUCCAUCAUGCUCUGGGUUGGCGUUUUCGGGUGCAAGUUCGUCGAGAGCUACUUCUUCUUGACCUCGUCGUUCAGUAGUCCCAUCGCCGUCAUGGCGCGGACCAAGGUCCAGGGGUGCAACGACAAGUUCUUUGGCAACGCGCUGUGCACGAACCAGGUUCCGUUUGCGCUGGCGAUCAUGUAUGUCAUGGACCUCAUCCUCUUCUUCCUCGACACGUACUUGUGGUACAUCAUCUGGAGUGUGGUGCUGAGUAUCGGUCGGUCGUUCGCCAUGGGCCUGUCUAUUUGGACGCCCUGGCACGAGGUCUACACGCGCUUGCCCAAGCGGAUUUACGCCAAGCUCUUGGCUACCGCCGAGAUGGAGGUCAAGUACAAGCCUAAGGUCCUCGUUUCCCAAAUUUGGAACGCGAUUGUCAUCUCAAUGUACCGCGAGCACCUGCUAUCCAUCGAUCACGUUCAGUCCCUGCUGUAUCAUCAGGUCGACGGACCCGGCGGCCAGCGGACCCUUCGUGCCCCUCGCUUCUUCACGAACAAUGACGGCGCACCGGGCAAGUUCUUCCCCCAUGGUAGCGAGGCCGAGCGUCGCAUUUCCUUCUUCUCGUCCUCCCUGACCACAGCGCUUCCCGAACCGCUCCCAGUGGACGCCAUGCCGACCUUCACCGUGCUCGUACCCCACUAUUCCGAGAAGAUCUUGCUCAGUCUCCGCGAGAUUAUCAGGGAGCAGGAUCACAACACCCGCGUCACGCUCCUCGAAUACCUGAAGCAGCUGCAUCCCUUCGAGUGGGACAACUUCGUCAAGGACACGAAGAUCUUGGCCGAGGAGAACGCCCAUGAUGAUCCUACGGCAUCCUCAAUCAACGAGAAAGGCGGCAAAAAGGCGGAUGAUCUCCCCUUCUACUUCAUCGGCUUCAAAAACUCGUCGCCGGAGUACACGCUCCGCACGCGUAUAUGGGCAUCGCUGCGUUUCCAGACCUUGUACCGCACGGUGUCUGGCAUGAUGAAUUACGCGAAGGCCAUCAAGCUUCUCUACCGCGUGGAGAACCCGCAGAUCGUCCAGGCCUUCGCUGGCAACACGGACAGGCUCGAGCGCGAGCUUGAGCGCAUGUCCCGGCGCAAGUUCAAGUUUGCCAUUUCGAUGCAGCGGUACAGCAAGUUCAACAAGGAAGAACAGGAGAACGCUGAGUUCUUGCUGCGCGCGUACCCCGACCUGCAGAUCGCGUUCCUCGAGGACGAGCCGGGACCGAAGGAAGCUGAGCCUCGCUGGUUCUCUGUGCUCAUCGAUGGCCAUUCCGAGAUUGACGAGAAGACUGGAAAGCGGAAGCCCAAAUUCCGCGUCGAGCUCCCUGGCAAUCCUAUUCUCGGAGACGGAAAGUCCGACAAUCAAAAUCACGCGAUCAUCUUCUAUCGUGGCGAGUACUUGCAGCUCAUCGAUGCUAACCAGGACAACUACUUGGAAGAGUGCCUGAAGAUCCGGAACAUCCUUGGCGAGUUCGAGGAGUACAACGUUUCCAGUCAGAGCCCGUACGCGCAAUGGGGCCACAAGGAAUUCAGCAAGGCACCGGUUGCCAUCGUCGGCACACGCGAGUACAUUUUCUCCGAGAACAUCGGUGUGUUGGGAGACAUUGCCGCCGGAAAGGAGCAGACGUUCGGUACCAUGACCGCCCGCGCGCUCUCGUGGAUCGGCGGAAAGCUUCACUACGGCCAUCCCGACUUGCUCAACGCCAUCUUCAUGUGCACUCGCGGAGGUGUCUCGAAGGCGCAGAAGGGCUUGCACCUGAACGAGGAUAUCUACGCCGGCAUGAACGCCUUCGGUCGCGGAGGCCGCAUUAAGCACUUGGAGUAUUACCAAUGCGGCAAGGGUCGUGAUCUUGGUUUCGGUACCAUUCUCAACUUCCAGACCAAGAUCGGCACGGGUAUGGGCGAGCAAAUGCUUAGUCGAGAGUACUACUACCUCGGGACGCAGCUGCCGGUCGACCGUUUUUUGACCUUCUACUACGGUCACCCCGGAUUCCACGUGAACAACAUCCUCGUCAUCUAUUCCAUUGAGGUCUUCAUGAUUACGCUGCUGUACCUGGGCACGCUCAACAAGUCCCUGGCCAUAUGUUCGGUGGACUCGACCGGGAAUGUCAUCGCAGGGCAGCCCGGAUGCUACAACCUCAUUCCCGUCUUCGACUGGGUGAAGCGUUGCGUCAUCUCCAUUUUCCUUGUGUUUAUCAUAGCUUUCCUCCCGCUGUUCUUGCAAGAACUUGUGGAGCGAGGAACUGGCAGUGCGCUCAUGCGUCUCGCCAAGCACUUCCUCUCGCUUUCCCCCAUCUUCGAAGUAUUCUCCACUCAAAUCUACGCACAGGCUAUCCGAAGUAACUUGACUUUCGGCGGUGCUCGUUACAUCGCCACCGGUCGUGGCUUCGCCACCACCCGUCUCUCGUUCGCUAUCUUGUACUCGCGUUUCGCAGGACCAAGUAUCUACUUGGGCAUGCGCAACUUGCUCAUCUUACUUUACGUCUCUUUAUCGCUCUGGAUUCCGCACCUCAUCUACUUCUGGUUCUCCGUUGCAUCGCUCUGCCUAGCACCCUUCAUCUUCAACCCGCAUCAGUUCUCCUUCGCCGACUUCGUCAUCGACUACCGGGAAUUCCUUCGAUGGAUGUCGCGCGGCAAUUCUCGGACGAAAGCGAGCAGUUGGUACGGCUACUGCCGUCUAUCACGUACGAUGAUCACCGGUUACAAGAAGAAGAAGCUCGGCCUCCCAUCCGAAAAGCUUUCUGGCGAUGUGCCUCGUGCUACCUGGCGCUCGGUCAUCAUUUCCGAGAUCCUGUGGCCGAUUUGGGCUGCCGCUAUCUUCGUUGUUGCCUACAUGUUCGUGAAGUCAUUCCCGAAUCCAACAACGGGUAAGCAAAACCCCAGCCCGCUCAUCCGUGUCCUCUUCAUCGCUGUCGGCCCCAUGGUUUGGAACGCGGUCGUCCUUUUGACGCUGUUCUUUGUCUCGCUAUUCCUUGGUCCCAUGCUGGAGAGCUGGGUGAAGUUCGGCUCUGUUAUGGCUGCCCUCGCUCAUAUGCUCGCACUAUUGGGAUUGAUCGCGUUCUUCGAAUUCUUCUGGUUCUUGGAACUAUGGGACGCAUCGCACGCCGUGCUCGGCGCCGUCUGCAUCGUUGCCAUACAGCGUGCGAUCACGAAGAUCCUGAUCGCUGUAUUCCUUUCUCGUGAAUAUAAGCACGACGAGACGAACAGGGCCUGGUGGACGGGCAAAUGGUACGGCCGCGGUCUCGGCAAUUCCGCCCUGUCGCAGCCUGCCCGCGAAUACAUCGUGAAGAUCGUCGAGAUGUCGCUAUGGAGUUCAGACUUUUUGCUCGGACACAUCCUCUUGAUCAUCCUGACCCCGCCGAUAUUCAUUCCUUACUUCGACCGGUUACAUUCCACCAUGCUCAUGUGGCUUCGUCCGUCGAAGCAGAUUCGUGCACCUCUGUUCUCCACCAAGCAGAAGCGCCAGCGAAGAUGGAUGAUCAUCAAGUACACUUUCGUCUACAUAGUGAUAGUGGCUUUCCUCGCGGCUUUGAUAGUCCUGCCCGCGCUAUUCAGAGAUCUUAUCACUAUCAACUGCACAGUAUGUCAGAACAUUUAA
Molecule: messenger RNA, 4935 nt
Organism: Punctularia strigosozonata HHB-11173 SS5
Lineage: Eukaryota; Fungi; Basidiomycota; Agaricomycetes; Corticiales; Punctulariaceae
Product: 1,3-beta-glucan synthase
Exons: 8
Coding region: 1-4935 (1644 amino acids)
Biological process (GO): (1->3)-beta-D-glucan biosynthetic process; fungal-type cell wall polysaccharide biosynthetic process
Cellular component (GO): 1,3-beta-D-glucan synthase complex; plasma membrane
Molecular function (GO): 1,3-beta-D-glucan synthase activity
Source: RefSeq, a predicted model, not a curated record